AUGUCAAGCAGCCCAUCUAGGAAAUGGGUCACUCUGAUCACAAAGCCUGGACGGCCAGACUCAUCCAGGUGGAAAUCCGACCAAGGCUGCGAUAGGCCAGCAACCUAUACAGCCGAAUUUAUUUAUCUAGCUACAGAAACCGCUAUAGUAAACAACAGUAUUCCAGGACAGGCGGACAUUGAAAGCCGAGAGGAUAGUGUCAACCUGACGGGGAAACCUAAAUGGAAAUCACAACUACUCAGUUGUAAAGGAAAACUGCGUGUGACAUUACUACAAACAGGAAAGUUGAAGGAAUUAUAUGAUAAUGCAGAAAGGUACCAUCUUGAUAUCGUUGGAGUACAGGAAGUUAGAUGGAGUGGAAAGGAUAAGAACCGGCAUGAUUCAUGGACAUUUAUAUACUCAGGCAGAGAUGACCAAAAACAUGAGGCAGGAGUAGGUGUACUUUUAUCCAAGAGAGCAGCUGAUGCCGUUAAUUCCACCGACUGUAUUAGUGAGCGCCUACUUAAGAUAAGAUUUAAAGCUGGAGUCACUAACCUUACUGUGAUUGUAGGGUAUGCACCAACAGAAGUAGCAAACACACCAGAAAAACAUGAAUUUUAUGAACAGUUGAACAACAUUCUGGGCAAUAUACCACGACAUGAUAUGUGCCUCUUGAUUGGUGAUUUUAAUGCUAGAGUGGGGAUUAGGCAUAAAAGAAAAGAAUGGAUUAGUGUUCAAACAGAAGAAUUGGUGGAAAAGAGACGAACGGCAAAUGGAAGGAAGGAUUCAACUGGAACUAGGCGACGCUCAGAGGAAUACAGAAAGCUUGAUGCCCUUGUAAAAAAGAGUCCAAAGAAAGAGAAAGAGAAUUGGUUUGACAAAUGUGCUAGUGAGUUAGAGGUAGCAUCUGGUAUGAAAAAUCAAAGGAAGGUAUUUCAGAUUGUGAAAAAGGUGAAUAGGAGAUCAGCACCACAGCCCAUGUCUGUAAAAAGCAAGGAAGGAAACAUACUGACUGACAAAGAUCAAGUGAAAGACAGAUGGAGAAAACACUUCUGUGAGCUCCUAAACAGACCAGCCCCAGCACGAAGGUACCAUCCAAGUCAACAGCUAUGGGAAGAAUUAGAUAUAGAUACAAGUGAACCAUCAGAGGAGGACGUAGAAAAGGCAAUCAACAAACUGAAGAACAACAAGUCAGCUGGUACAGACAGUGUUACAGCAGAACUGAUACAAUAUGGAGGUUAA
Messenger RNA from Ostrea edulis (European flat oyster), 1221 nucleotides. RefSeq lists its product as uncharacterized. The coding region runs from base 1 to 1221 and encodes 406 amino acids. The transcript is spliced from 2 exons. The record is from RefSeq and is a predicted model, not a curated record. NCBI's taxonomy places the organism in Eukaryota, Metazoa, Mollusca, Bivalvia, Ostreida, Ostreidae. Gene Ontology annotation, molecular function: catalytic activity.